AUGAAGCAUCCACCGACUACAAGCCCACAACCAUCGGAUGAGGGACGACCAGCCUCCACCGUCGCCAGCAGAUGCGAGGACUCCACCACUCGCCACCUCCGAGACUUCGAUCGUCACUUUUCAUCCCAGCACAAGCUUCCUCUACCAUCGUCGCUCGCCGUUGCCACCGAAAUUGCUCCACUGAUGCGGCUUUCCAUCUCCAACCAGGAGACCGUGUGA
Molecule: messenger RNA, 219 nt
Organism: Linum trigynum
Lineage: Eukaryota; Viridiplantae; Streptophyta; Magnoliopsida; Malpighiales; Linaceae
Source: the annotation of a GenBank genome assembly